UGUUACUAUGAGCAUAGUGUAUUCUCAUUCAAUGAAAUAAAAAAAUAUAUAUAAUAAAAUAUAGGCUGCAAAGUACAAUACUUAAACUUUAAUAAGAGAAACCUAAAUUUGUUGUGCCUAAGUAUUUAUAAAAAAAUGGCACAGUGGAUUGGAUACAUGGUUUCUAUUAAGUGUUCCGACGACAGUACUUAUCAGGGAGAAAUUCUUACAGCAACUACAACACAUAUUACCUUAACAAAAGCCUUUUGCAACGGAUUUCCUUGUGAACGGAAUGAAGUUAAAAUCAGAGCAAACAGUAUAUUAGAUCUUAAAUUAAUUGAAAAACAAAAGGAUAAUGUGGAUGAACGCAGUACAAUUACUAUAGCAAAACCCAUUGCCAAAAGAGCUGGAAGGACACACAGUACUUCAGAACCUCAUAGUUCUGGAAAUAAAUUUGCAGCAAGCACUAGUUUACAUAAUAGGUCGAAACCAAUAGACAUUGAGAUAAAACAAACUCAUGAGCCAGUAAAUAAUUCUUUUAAAAACAGCACUCCUAAUAAAAAAGAAAAGAACAAUAGAAAGUGGACAAAGGGUUGGAGGGAUGAAGAGUGUUUUGGUUCUCCUAUGGAGCAGAGCAAUAUCGGUAAAGACUUCGAUUUUGAGAAAAAUUUGGCAUUGUUCAAUAAACAAGCUAUUUGGGACGAAAUUAACGCCCAAAAACCAGAUGUGGUAAAACAUAUCGAUGCUAGAAAACCUACUAAGUACAGGCAUGACGAAAAUAUAAUCUCAACAAUUCCAACUUCGUAUCGGCAAAUAACCGUCCCAAAACAAGAUUUUUGUGAAUAUGUAACAGAUGAUGGCCUAAUAAUACCCAGCAUUUCUAGAGCAUUGAGGAAAAGACUGUGGGAAGUGGCCGAAAGAGUGGGUCUUACGUGGGAAAAGAGAAUAGACCUUAUAGGAAGAGCAGCUGCUGAGAUCUCCAUUCAAUUAUGUGGAGGGGGACAUAGACUGAAUCCACAUAAUACACACCAAUGGCCUACGGUUGUUGUUUUAUGUGGACCUCACAAGCAAGGAGCGAUUGGAGUGAAUACAGCAAGACAAUUAGCUAGUCAUGGUGUACAAACUAUAGUAUUCACAGUAUCUAUGGACGCGCCUAUAAUUAAAAAAGAACUUUCACUUUAUAUGUUAACCAAAAAUCGUGUACUUAACAACGUCUCAGAUUUGCCUCCUAUUUCAGAUCUGAUAAUAGUAGCUCUUUGUGAAGAUGCUGACAAUCCUAAACACUAUCCAUUACUAUCGGAUUGGGUAAAUAAAAAUAAAGCUCCUGUUUUUGCUUUGGACCCACCUCCAGUGGGAACACCAGGAAUUACCCCGAAAUGUUCAUUGCUGCCAGUACUACCUCUACCACACUCUUCGAAUAAUGGCAAAUUAUAUUUGUGUAACUUGGGAUUUCCUGUGGAUAUUUUCAAUGAAGUAGGGAUCAAGUACAAAUCACCGUUCGGCCCAAAAUUUGUUAUUCCUUUACAUCCUAAAGAUGAUUGAACAUUUUUAUGUUGGUAUAAUUUAAGGAUUUAUUGAUCCCUUUUUAUAUUUACACUUGAUCCCUGUUUCUUCCAAUUUAUUAUUUUUUAUUAAAUUUGACUACGCUUUUGAAAGAUGGAACAAGAUUGAUCAUAUUGUGCAGAAUAUUAAAUAUAAAUUUCAA
Molecule: messenger RNA, 1684 nt
Organism: Diabrotica balteata
Lineage: Eukaryota; Metazoa; Arthropoda; Insecta; Coleoptera; Chrysomelidae
Source: the annotation of a GenBank genome assembly